AUGUCUGUUGUCAGCGUCUCGCUCUCAGGGAGCCAUGAUUUUUCCAAGACCCCCGCAUCGACUAUAACUCUGGUCCCAAACUUGGGAGUGAAGGGUGAUGCCCACUUCGGAGAGACUGUACAGCAUCGCUCCAGACUACACAUCAAGCCGCCGCCCGUAAACCUGCGUCAGGUCCAUCUUAUGCCCAAUGAGGCUCUGACAGGCGUUGCUCUUAAGCCUGGCCAGCUGGGUGAAAACGUCACUACGGCGGGGAUAGACCUUCUAUCUUUAAGCAAGGGAGCAAAGCUUCGUUUCGUGGAUCGGAAUGCAGAUACAGCUGAUGGUCCGGUAGUGGCUGUGACUGGACUGAGGAACCCUUGCCCUCAGAUAGACAAGUUCAGGAGCGGGCUAAAGGAACACUUUGUAGUUCGAGAUGCUGAUCGGGCUAUCGUUGAUCGUAAGGCUGGGAUCAUGGGGAUUGUGGAGGUCGGGGGUGACAUUCGAGCCGGAAUGAAGAUUGUGGUGGAGGAACCAGCGGUCUUUGAACGCAUGGAGUGCGUCUGA
Molecule: messenger RNA, 543 nt
Organism: Arthroderma uncinatum
Lineage: Eukaryota; Fungi; Ascomycota; Eurotiomycetes; Onygenales; Arthrodermataceae
Product: MOSC protein
Exons: 1
Coding region: 1-543 (180 amino acids)
Molecular function (GO): catalytic activity; molybdenum ion binding; pyridoxal phosphate binding
Source: RefSeq, a predicted model, not a curated record